AUGAAAUACUUCUCCUCCAGGACGAAGGCUGCUUUUACCCCUAUUAAUAAAGAUAUAUCUAAGCCGGUUUACGGCGAAGGGUCUGGGCUGGACUGUAGGCGCCACGUCCAAAAAUUAAACUUGCUGCAGGGAGAGGUGGAGGAAGCACUUAGCUGGACAUCUCGGUGCAUAGAAAAAUCUGUAGAUGACAACAAGCAUAUAGCAGCAGUCCAGUGGGAAGACAGUUUGGUCCGGCAGGAAGGAAAGGCAGAAGGCAGUCGCUGGAGUAAAUAUCUGGACCAGGGCAGUGAAACUCUGGAAGAUGAAGAGGAGAAGGAAUCGGGAAGUACAGAAAGACAACAGUUCUGUUCCUGGAGGAAGAACACUGUGGAAGAACAAAGGAAACAGCAGAACAGCUUCCCCUACACUGGUGUUCAGGAGUUGUCAGAGGAAAAUGGAGCUUUCCAGCUUGCCUACCAAGGCAAAAAGGUUAAAACCUCUGAGCGCAAGCAAUGUUCAGUAGCAGUGCCUGAUCAAGGUGAUGGAGAGGCCAUCUGUGGAAACAGUGUGGUUCCUGCUCUCUGUGAGUCUGUGGUGUCUGAUGGGAAUACACAAACCCCGGCAGCUUGUGCGACGUCCUCAAAGUGGGAAAAAUUUCUCUCACGUUCUGACAACUGUAGUAAAAAUGCUGCCAAGGUCGCCUUGUCACCACAGGAGGGCAGUAGAAAGUUGGGGCUACACAGCACCACUGCAGCAGACAUCUUUAUGGCCAGUAGAUAUGCCAAACAAGCUGGAAGCGUUCUACCUCUAGGUGUAGGCACUGAGUUUAAAAAGUGCCUUGCUAGCACUGAGCAGCUCGUCUCAAAAUUGCCUAGCACCAUGCUGCCUGUCACUUGCUCAGGUGAUGAGCGUGUGUUGUUCAAAGAACCUCAUGGCUGUUUGCUGAGGGCAGGAUCCGGUGUCUCAGAUACCGCUGCAGGAAGGUGCCAUGUGGCUCACCCAGUAAUGCCUGUUUGCCCUCCUGCAACUACCCUUGCUAACUGUGACCCUGGCCUAAAGCCCUAUAGCAGUUUGCAUGAACACCUGUUCUGCACAGGGGAUGAGUUUGAUGAUGAUCUCUGAGAAGCUCUGGGCUCUUUGUCCUUGCUUUCAUGUUUGUAUCUGUACAAUUUAUUUCGUAAUGUUGAAAACUGAGGCUAGAUUUUGAACAGAGCCAUCUAUUUUUGAUUUAACCCUUUCAGAACUGCACUAUUAAAGAUGUUCACUUGCUCUACUGCUGUGUCUAGGGGAAGGGUAUGAGGAAGGGGAAGACUUUUUCUGUGCUAAGUACUAGAUUUACACAGUGGUGUCCUGCCAUGGAAACAAGACUGAAUGAAUAGAUCAGCAUAGGUAAGAACCUCAAGUCUCCCUACAGUUAGCCAAGUAUCUAUUUCUGUCUGGCACAAUUCAAUUUGUGAUUAGUUCCCUUUGCCCAUAGCAACUCUUUCUUGCAGGGCUGCACUGCAGUCUUCAACUUAAGCAACAAAGCAUUUGAUUUGUUUUCAGAAGCAUAGUCCUU
Struthio camelus australis is the source of this 1537-nucleotide messenger RNA. Lineage: Eukaryota; Metazoa; Chordata; Aves; Struthioniformes; Struthionidae. The record is from RefSeq and is a predicted model, not a curated record.